AAUUACUAAAAAAUAUAUAUUUUCAAAAAAAUUAGUAAUUUUAUAUUUUAUUUGAACUUUAAUCAAUCAAUAAAUAUCAACAAAAUGUCAUCAAAUGAUAAGUUCUACGAUGAAGUGCGAAACUCACGAAACUUUACAGGAAAAGUAGUAUUGGUUACGGGAUCGGGUGCUGGUAUUGGUGCUUCAAUAGUCAAGUUAUAUUCAGCACUGGGAGCUAAUGUUGUGAUCACCAGUAGAUCCGAAGAUGCUUUACACAAAGUGGCUGUCGAUGCACAACAAUUGUCUCCUAAAAAACUUAAGCCAUUGGAAGUGAUCGCAGAUCUAACCAAAUCGGAUGAUUUGAAUAACUUAUUAAACAAAACCAUCGAAACAUUCGGCAAAUUAGAUAUUUUGGUCAACAAUGCCGGCGGUCUACACGCGACUCUUAUAACUCACCCGAAGUUUACUGAUAGACUCAAAUCAACCGAAACACUUGAUAUUAAUGCUACACUAGAGCUAACACAACUGGCCAUACCUUAUCUGGAGAAAACCAAUGGCAAUAUUAUUAUGAUUACAGCAAAUCUUAUUGAAAGACCAUUAAGAGGUUAUCUUAAUUAUAUUAUUGGUAAAAGUGCAUUGGAUCAGGCCACCAAGGUACUAUCAAUUGAAUUGGGCAGUAAAGGCAUACGUGUUAACUCAGUCAGUCCGGGUGGUAUUGAAUCACAUCCCGGAACUUAUGAUCAAACAUUUCUAGACAUACUCGAAAAGACAGCAAAACGUACGCCAUUGGCCAGAGUAGGCCAACCACAGGAUAUUGCCUCAGCUGUUGUAUUCCUGAGCUCAUCGGACGCCCGAUUCAUAACCGGACACAGUUUGGUAGUCGACGGCGGACUCAAGUAUAAUAUGGAUUCAAAUUUUUUGGAAGAUUAUGGAUUAGAUUAG
Molecule: messenger RNA, 921 nt
Organism: Oppia nitens
Lineage: Eukaryota; Metazoa; Arthropoda; Arachnida; Sarcoptiformes; Oppiidae
Product: 3-oxoacyl-[acyl-carrier-protein] reductase FabG-like
Exons: 5
Coding region: 85-921 (278 amino acids)
Source: RefSeq, a predicted model, not a curated record